AGUGAUGUGCUAUCUGUGAUUACCGAUAGAUCCUCAGUCUGCCCCGCUAAUGCCAUAGAGGAUACCAGACACGGUAGAUUCGAUUCUGCUGAUAGGGAAUGGGCUCAGUGGGCCCUGUGUGGAAGUGCCAAUAUUGCACAUUUCGAUCCUUUCGCUCACGGCAGAGCUGGUUACUUAGGGAGUUUGGAUUUGGAAACCGGUUUCCCAACCAAGAAAACAAGCGAUGGGAGGUAUGACCAGGAUGACCCUGCGCAAUUGUUUGUUAUGGUAUUGACUGUUCCAUUUUCCGCGUUUGCUUCCUCCUUCCUCCAGUCACCUCUUGCCCUUCUCAUCGUCGAGCUUUCGGAUAAUUUCGCGAAGCUUACCUAUUUUCCACUGGAGGUUUCAAAAUCAAAUCUUUGCUCCACCGCCGCGAGCGAAAAUUGGAUAGACGAAAUGUCAAAGUUUUGAUUGUGGUCAAAACUGUGCCGAUAUUCAAGCACCACGACAAAAAUUCCUCUUUGCCUACCUAUGCUACAAUAACCUCUAAUCCUUCAGACUACCGCACCCUUACCCCUAACACCAGCAUCACAUUUUACAAAGCUACGAAUCGGCCAGGCAAGACCAAAGGCUCCAGGAAGCAAGCAGCAGCUAAAGAUAUCAUACAGCCAAACUUCCAAGAUAUGGCUAUUGGAGGUCUUGACAGGGAGUUCCGCGGGAUUUUCCAUCAAGCCUUUGGAUGUCGUAUUUUUCAGCCUAGCCUUGUGGAGAACCCGGAACCCAAAACCGGAAGGGAACCCCACUCCCUGGACCUCCGGGGACCGGCAAAACCCCGACGGCUAGGCAGAUUGAUAAGAUGCUGAAAGCGAAGGAGCCUAAGGAUCUUAAUGAUCCGGAAAUCUUGAAUGGGUUUAUCGGAUGAUCGGAGGGGAACAUCAGAAAGUUGUUUGCGGAUGCGAAAAAGCAGUACAAGGGAAAGGCAGAAGAGAGUGGGUUAAUACCAGCAUAUUUGGCGGUCUGGGUGCUAUCUGCUGACCGAGGGGGGGUAGGAACGAGGAGGCUAGGGGGAGGUUGCGUCGUGAAUCACCUGCUCCUGGAGGUAUAUUCGAAGUCACUUUUGUCCGCCGUGUUUUGCUGACAAGAGUGGUAUCUUAGCUAGAUGGUGUUGGUCAAUUGAAAGGUACAUUGAUUAUUGUAAUGAUCAAUCGUAUGGAUAUGAUCGGUGAAGCUCUUCGGCGCCCGGACCGUCUCGAAGUACACGUUGAGAUUUCCCCCCGACAAGUUUGGCCGAAAACAAAUCCCGAAGAUCCACACAAAUAGGGCGAAUGAAAAUCAGCUGAUGGAUUACGAUGUCGAUAUCCGGGGGCUGGCCGCGAAGACAAAGAACAUUUUAGAAGCUGAGAUUGCUGGAUCAGUUAAGAGAGCAAGCAGUUUUGCAUUCAAUCGACAAGUGAAGGUAUAAAUUGUAUUUACUUUUGAGUAACUAGUUUCUAAUCAAUUUAUAGGUUGGAACGAUUGCCGGGAUAUCCGACCUUGUGAACCCAGUGUUCUCAACCGUCCAGUCCGUCCGUCUUUGGGAGAGGGCGGGACGAACUAUAGCCGGUAGUCCGUCAUUUUUGCAGUGCUAGGACGGACUACGCUCGGACUGGUAGGACUGGGCGACUACCCAAGACUGCCGUCCUACCUCCUGAAAUCCUAUUAAUAAAAUGACCCUGUCAGCCACAAGGUUUCAACCAUUUCUGAGGUUGUUUGUGGUAUGAUCUGUUCCCCGGUAGUCCCUCGCCGUCCCUUUUACCGGAUCACUGAAAUCUAGCCUGUGAGCAUCCAAGUACGCAACCAUGUUCCAUGGCUGAUUAUGCUUGGUGGGUGUUGGAUUUUGGGGGUGGCUGAUGGGGGUAUCCACGUCAGUGUUUCUAGUGGUAAACUUUCAAGUUUACUCUUUUAUUUCAUAUAGUAGAGUGGGUCCCAAGCUAACUCCCCUCUAGUAUUUGGGUCAUGGUAGGUGAUAUCAAAGCAUCAGAGGUGUCACCGAAGUGACAGUUCUGCCACUAACUUGACCAGGUAUUUCCUCUCAUCUGAGGUGGGCGAGAUGCCAAUGCAGUCAGCCCUCUUGGCCGGCAAGAGACCCAUCAGGUACUCCUUUGUCUCCAUAGUUUUCGGGUCAUCCGCCUCUUCAAUCAUCCAACUCCCACACCAUGCUCCCUCAAUUCGCCGUGAGAAAGACCGCCCUGGCAGGUUUUCACCUGUCACCUGUGCUUUAGCAUGGCCUCAGAACCGGUUCCUGCAAUUACUUAACGUAAAGGCUUCUCCAUCACUUUACCCCUUUGUUUAG
Tuber aestivum (summer truffle) is the source of this 2311-nucleotide messenger RNA. NCBI's taxonomy places the organism in Eukaryota, Fungi, Ascomycota, Pezizomycetes, Pezizales, Tuberaceae. The record is from the annotation of a GenBank genome assembly.